Patiria miniata (bat star) is the source of this 1266-nucleotide messenger RNA. Its product is annotated as N-acetylglucosamine-1-phosphotransferase subunit gamma-like. Lineage: Eukaryota; Metazoa; Echinodermata; Asteroidea; Valvatida; Asterinidae. The record is from RefSeq and is a predicted model, not a curated record. Bases 122 to 985 code for a protein of 287 amino acids. The transcript is spliced from 11 exons. Gene Ontology annotation, cellular component: Golgi apparatus.
CCAACGUGGCAGUGGACGCGUUGGAUGGAGGCACUGUGUGAGAAGAUGUGCGGCGGUUUCCAGUCCAUAUCCUGAGUGGUUGUUGAUGUUUUGAUGAGGAGCGAACGUAAAAUAUCUCGCGAUGUUGGUUAAGAUUGUGGCUGUAAUUACCGUUUUGUUAAUCCAAGAUGUGUCUGUGGCAUCCGCUCGUCAAGUUAAGAUGAGAAUGGUAAAUGAACCAAUAAAUACAGGGCAGAAUUGGGGGACAAAUGAGCAGGAAAGCCUGAAACCCAAAGUCAAACCAGCCAAUUUUUCAGGUCCUCCGCAUCUGAAGAGAUUGGUGGGAAGAUGCUUCUCAAAAACAAUUAACUCGUACAAAUAUGAGCUGUGUCCCUUCCAGAACGUAACUCAACAUGAACAGAGCUUAAGAUGGAACCCGUAUAGUGGUAUUUUAGGGAUUUGGCAAGAAUGGGAAAUAGAAGGCAACGUCUUCAAGUCCAUGCUGAUGAAGGAAGGCGACGCGUGUAUGAGCAAAAACAGAAAAGUCACAGUUUCGCUCAGGUGCGGUGCAUUGAACUCCAUUGCCAAUGUGUCCGAGCCGUCCACCUGUGAAUAUUCCAUGGUAUUCAUCACUCCGUUAGUGUGUCAUCAGCAUUCAUUGCUUGUUUACCCAACCCUCUCUGAAUCACUUCGAAGCAGAUGGGAUGAAAUAGAAGGCGAAUUAUUUAAUGAGGAAAUCACAUUGCAGGGUUACCAGAAGAAGCUGACACAAAUCUUUCAAGACGCCGGCUACGUUCUCAACGCCUCAAAGAAAGAACAACUCAUGAACGCUGUUAAGGGUGACUCCCUCAACGCACCGCAAGGAGACUUUCAGACAUUGGAGCUGUGCUCAGCAGCAUAUGCCGUUCUUGAAGAGGAGAUUCGACGAUUGAAAGCACAGCUAGAAAGGCAAGCACAGGAUCCUGAUGGAAACCCAUUGUUCAACAUGGACAACCUCUACACAUGAGAAGACUCCAUCAACAAAAUGGAAUCUAUUAGGGUAUUUAUUGUGUUGUUUGGACCAUUCAGCUAUAAUUCAAUUACUUUGUGCUUUCAUGCAAACAUGUUUUGAAGCCCCCCACAGCACAGCGUUACAUGUACAUGUUUGCAUUCAUUGCAAGUCUCAGAACUCACCGCAUAGCGCAGUUCAUUUGUGGAAAUGCAUUUUCAGUGUCAAAAGCCUGGCUCAUAUUCCUCGGGCAAAAUUAACGGGGAAGCUAAUUUGUUAAGGGGAACUGCAAAUGUCGC